Urocitellus parryii (Arctic ground squirrel) is the source of this 1166-nucleotide messenger RNA. NCBI's taxonomy places the organism in Eukaryota, Metazoa, Chordata, Mammalia, Rodentia, Sciuridae. The record is from RefSeq and is a predicted model, not a curated record.
AUGACAAAGUACCAGAAGGACAAGGAUAAUUUGGGGAGGGGUGAUACUGAACACAAUAAAAGUGUCAGUUGUAUUCUUGACCUCUCCAAGUGUCCUUCUAUUCAGGGAAAAAAGUUGUUUGCUGAGCCCAAGGAUGCUGUUUUUUCACUUAGCCACAAUAUCAGGAGUCAUUUGGCCAACCUUUCCAUCUGUGGAAACACACUCCCCACCCCCCACCCCACUGUGAGGGAGGAAGCUUUGUGUGCCCCAGGUAACUUGAAUGCCAGUACUGAAAAUCAGGGCCAGAUUAAGAUGUUCAUCAAUGAAGUGUGUCAGGAGACUGUGCCACGUAGCUGCAACUCAUUUCUGCAGCAGGCCGGAUUAAAUUUGUUAAUAAGCAUGACAGUUAUUAAUAACAUGCUUGCCAAGUCCGUUUCAGACUUGAAGUUUCCUUUGAUACCCGAAAGAAGUGGCUGUGCUAAGGUUCAGGUUUUAGAACCGCUGAUGGGUUUGUCUGAAAAGCCACUCUUGGCAGGGGAGUUGCUGGGUGUCCAGAUGCUGUUCUCAUUCAUGUCCCUCUUUAUCAGAAGUGCAAACAGAGAGGUUCUCCUGGAAACCCUCACCCCUUAAAUAGCCUUCUGGGACAGAAUGGGACUGACUCCACACAAACCCUGCUAGGUUUGCAGAUGCCAAAGAAUCUGCAGUGGGUGCUACUGAGGAUCCAGCCUUAGGCAGUCACCCCAUCGCCGGGGGUCACUGGGGCUGGGUGCACGUUCCAGAAGCUAGACUGAAGACCACACUCUUUUUGGCCAGGCAGGGCUCCCCCGCAGAGCUUUGGGUAAUUCCCUGAUUUUGCAGUCUGCAGGCAUUGUGCAUUGUAAAUUACUCCCUUGCAGCCCUCUUGAUGCAGUAAAGGGAUCACUGUGGCUCGCCUGCUGCAGAUAAGGGACAUCAAACUAGAGUACCACCAGUGCUCACUUGCCUGUGAUGGUCUCCCUGCUGGAGAGGGACCGCUUUGCAGAGGCCAGGCCCAUCUGGGAGCUCAUGCUGAAAAUGCAUCUGCCGCUGCCUACGUUGAAGUAUUUUCCUUUUCUCUUUCUUCCACACCAGCCCACAGAUGGCAAACCUGUUCAUCCACAAAGUGCACUCCCCUUGUAUCCAUUGUACUGACUUAACUUCCUCCGCCC